CGAAUUGAUGGUUUUCAAUGGUGGAAGUUCACAACCCGGCAUGUUUUUCUUAGAUCAGUGGAAGCUAAGCGUUAUCAUUUAGUUCUUAAGUUGUUUAAAAAGUGCUAAUUGUGAACUGAAAUGUGUGUGUUAUUCUAACUUUUCAUAUUGUUAUAAAAAAUUACAGUCAUGGUGGGUUCAGAAGGAGUUUGUGUUUUUUCCCCGCUAGUAACUGGGGAAGAAUGGGCUGUUAUUCCUACAGAAAUUGCAAAAAAAAUUGAGGACUUUUUCUCUGAGAAAGUUCAAGAAUUCAUAACCUCGAAAGCUUUAUUGGAAACCAAUCGUUUGAAUGCUGAACAAAGCUUGUCAGAAGUUCGUGAACAAUUAGAAAAAGUAAUUGAAGAAAAUGAAAGUCUUAAAACUAGAUUUGAUAUUGCUACUAGCACAAUUACAACUUUGGAAGAACAAAUUUCAACUUUGAAUGCUGAAUUUUCCAAAUCUCAAUCAACAUGCAGAAGGCUAGAAGAAGAAGCAGCCGAAUUUCGUCAUCAACGAAAUUUGGCUGUGGAUGAAAGGGAUGAACAAUUAAAAAUGCUGCAACGUAGAAAUGCAGAAAUUGAAAGGAUGCAAGCUGAAAUUAAAACAAUGAUGGAACAGCUUGAGACUGCAGUUAACACUAAGUGUGAAGCACUAUCCAAAGCUGAUGCAGUUGAAUCAAUGAAAUUGACCCUUGAAUAUAAAGAAAAACGUAUUGAACAAGAAAGAUCUUUGCUGAAAAGCCAGGUGGAGAGCUUGACGGAAGAAUUACAUUCGAAAACUGAGGAACUUUUGAAUAUGAGACGUGAUAACACAUCAAGAUGCAUUCAAUUAGAAACUAAACUUUCUGAAAAAACACAGGAACUGGAGGUUUCUGUGGAACAAGUGAGAUCCCUCACUGAAUUAAACAAUAACUUAAGUGAGAGAAUAGAAGAACUGGUUAAACAACUAUCUAAUCAACGUGACACUGAAGGCAAAAUUGGUGAAUCCUACCUACAAGAAGUUGAAGCUAAAACGAAACUUGCUAAUGCAUAUCAACAGAUGUAUGAAGAAAAUAAGAAAUAUGCUGAAGGGUUGAAAGAAGCGCUGGAUGAGACUCAAGAUUUGUUGACUAAUGCAACUAAUAAAUACGGAGAAUUAGAAACAAAACACAAAGAAAAUGAAUUGGCACAUGAAGAAAUCAUUAACAAGAAGAAUGAAUAUAUUAACAUCCUCAAAGCUGAAUUACAGAAGGCCAAUGGACUUUUGGAUGAUUCUAAUCAAUUCAAAUUACAAAAAGACAUGGAAGAAUUAUCUCCUACUGCUGCUACGACCUCUUCUAUCCUGAAGUCAGGAAUGACAUUCACUGAAUUAUAUUCUAAAUACGUAACGGUAUCAGACAAGGUACUCACUUUGCAAGAAGAAAAUGCUCGUUUGAACCACUACAUCAGCAGCAUUGUUAAAGAAAUAGAAGAAAAAGGUCCAUUCAUAAAGAAGAUCAAGGAUGACUACGCAAAACUCAUGGAUGCCCAUGAUGAGUUGAAACUAAACAAUGACUCGCUGUUGAUGGAGGUACAACAGCUGAGAGAAAGUAAUGCUGAAUGUAGAAGGUUAGAAAGUUCGAUUGGUAGAGAGAACGAAAGAUUACAAAAGGACGUCUCAGAUCUUAGUCGACAGGUUUGUCAUUUGCUCCAAGAGGUUGAACAGUGCCGGAUGGGUUCAUCAUUAACUUCUCCUGACAUGGACUUCAUUGAUAGUUUUAAUUCCGCUGAUAUCAUCACUAAGAAAUUGGUGACGUUCAAUGAUAUCCAAGAACUUCAACAGAAAAACAAGAAAUUGCUGACUCUCGUUAGAGAGUUAUCGGAAAAACAAGAGGAAGCAGAAGCUUUUGAUCCGGCACAUUUUGCCCAUCUUAAAUCUAGACUAGAUGACAUGAGAGAACAACAGCAAGAGCUGCUUGAAGAGAAAGAUAAACAGUGUAAGAUGUUGGACACUUUGAAGAAUCAGAGAGACAUGUACAAGAACUUGUACACCCAAGCAGUUAAAGCCAACGGAGAAGACAUUAUGCUUAACCUUAACGACAGUAUGGACACCAGCAAAAUACACAAAGAUUCCUCGGGCGACAGUCACCAUUCCGAUGACAAAGCGGUGAAGGAACUGGAGGGACAAAUUGAGAACCUUAAAAAGCAGAUGGAACAGUUGAAGACCGAGAAGGAAAGUUACAAAGAGGAGAAGUUAGCUAAUGAAAAGAUUCUGGAGGAGCAUUUAACCACUUUGAGGAAAGAGAACAAAGACCUAACAACCUUGAACUGUAAACUGGUUGCUCAAUCUGAGGUUAAUGAUGAGAAGUUCAAGGUUAUGAAGAACAAUAUAGAGGUGUUGAAGAAGCAGAUUUCUGCUUUGGAGAAACAGAAUAGGAUCUUCAGUGAGACCGUCUUGAAACAUGAACAAACCGUCAGUUAUUUGAGAGACGAUUCACUGGAAGCACAUUCUAGAUUAUCAAAGGCUGAAGUUAUGCUGGGAAAUCUUGAAAAGGAGAACAGUCUCCUCAGAGAUGCCGAAUCCAGGGCUCGCAAGGAAUAUGAAUCAACGAAACAACAGUUCAACUCACAGCAUCUCAUUCAGUCGAAUAUUGAACUGAUAAAGGCUACCUUAGAAAGAACAGAUUCGGAAGGUAAACUAAGAUUAGAAGCCCGAUUGGAUGAGGCGCACAGAGAAUGCUCUGCGCUUAGAAGACGCCUUCAAGAGGAACAAGACAGAUUUAGACAGUUGGCUGAUCACUUACAAACUCAGACUCAAAACGCAGUGAAGAGAUGCGAAGAAGAGAAGACUGAAGCUGAUAAACUUAGGAAAGAAUUGGGUGAACUCAGGGAAGAACUGGCUAGUAAAAACAAUCAAAUUGAAGAUCUCUCGAAGAAGGUCAAAACGUCAAUCAUGGCCAUUCCGGAAAGCCAUGGUGAAGGCAAGAAAAUCAGAAAUCUGGAAGAACAGUUGGAGAAUAGCAAAUCGGAAAUCGAAACCCUGAAGGCCAAGUUGAAGAGUGCUAAAGAUGCCUCUGAUCAAUACUUCAACAUAGCAGAAGACGCAGAGAAACAGAUGAAGGUGGCUUUGGAUAAACAGGAAGAGUUCAAGACCGAAAUCGAAAAGCACAAGAACACCAUCAAAGAAUUAGAGGAGAAGUGUUCGGAACUCCAAGGUGAGCUGUCAAUCCACAUGGAUGAUCAGGAUAUGGCAAAUGUUGGAAUCAAGGCUAAACAUAAUCAGUUAGAAGAAGAAUUGAAUGUGAAAUCCUUGGAUCUGCAGACCAGCAGGGAGCAACUGGAGAAUUGCAGGAUUGAAUGUAAAUCGUUGAUUGAAAACUUGAAAGCCGUCGAGAACAAGUACGCCAGAGAGGUUAUGCUCCAUUCAGCGGAUCUACAAUCCCUGACAGAACUGAAGGAAAGCCUGAACAAGGUUCAAAACGAAAUGAACGAUGUUAAGAUGGCUCGCGACAAUGCUUUGAGCGAGUUGGAAUCAAGGAAAGAAAGUUGGCUGAAGCAAGAAGAAUAUCUGCUCAAAGACAAGUCGGAUCUUGAAAACAGGCUCAAGGAUUUGGAUGCCCAAAACAAUCUCCUACUUUCACAAUUGGAGAAUCUCAAUUCCCAGCUCACCAUUCUCCAAACGCAGGUCAGUUCUGACAAUGUUACUAAUCAGUCGAUGAAUGACUCAACAUCUUCGUUCAACAAAUCUUUAGCAGAGGACGAAAUCAAAUCGUCUGAACAACUGCUGAAGGUUAUCAAGUAUUUGAGACAAGAGAAGGAUGUUGCAGUUAGCAAGAGUGAAAUUCUGGAGGCUGAACAUUCCAGGCUGAAAUCUCAGUUGGAGUUGGUAACUAAGCAGCUGGAAGAAUUGAAACAGGUUGUGGAAAAUGAAAGACAAAAGUCUGAAAUAUCUGUGGUCACUGCUGCGAAACACGCUGAAGUCCUCCGCAAAGUUGAGACUCUUAAUGCCAUAACAGAUAGCAACAGAGCUCUCAGAAUUGAAAGAGAUAAUUUACAUACCGAAGUCACUAAUCUACGAACAAGAACAGAAAAGCUGGAAGCUGAGUUGGCUCCAUUGCAAGAGAGGAACAUCGAGUUGUCCGUCAAGUCUGAGUCUUUGCAAACUGAAAACGUGUCUCUUAGAGCCGAAUACAACAGGUGGAGGCAGAGGGCAAACAUUUUGAUAGAAAAAUCUAACAGGACCAGUCCCGAAGACUGGAAGAAGCUUCAGAACGAAAGGGAUAAUCUCACUAAGCAGUUGACCAUCGAAAGAUCCAAUAUCGUCAAGUUGAACGACGAUAUCAACACUUUGAGGCAGGACAAGGCUAAAUUAGAGGAGCAGCUCAAGAACGUUAGAUCUCAGAGUUACAACCAAGCGGAGGAACUCAACAAGAUUAAAGAGGAAGUUGCCGCUCUCCGAACCCAAAUCAGCAACACCAAUACUACGUUGGAGCAGGUCCAAGAGCAGAGCAAGAAACAGGCUGACGAUAUUAAAUCGAUGCAGGAAGAGGGUGAAAGCAAAGAUGCUACAAUCAACGAGUUGAAGAACAACCUUACUCAAGUACGAAAGAUAGCCAAGAAAUAUAAGAUACAGUGCGAAGAUCAGACUAAAGAAAUGGAGACGUUGAAACAGCAGCAAGCUGAACAGAAGGAAAGCCUGCAGCAGGAAACUAGUCAGCGGGAGGAACAAAUUAAGAAUGAACACCAAGUCGCGUUGGAAGAACGUUUGAAUCAAAUGGAACAGGUGAAUAAGGAGGUGAUCGAACAGCUCAAUCAGAAGGUACAAGAGAUAACCGAGGAGAAUGAGAACCAGAAGCGCGAGAUCGAGAGAGUGAACAAGUCUAGUCUGGAGAAGGAGGAGCGUUUCAAGCAAUUGUUUAAGAACGCCAAAGACAGGAUUGUCACUCUUACCGAGCAUAACAAAGAGCUAAAGGAGGAACUGAAGAGCCAAGAUCGUCCCGGUAAAUCCGGUGACAGCAGCAACGGAGAAAUGUUGGCUAAGAUAGAGGCCCUGCUGAAGGAGAAGGACGAGAUGAUCGCCGAACACCUGCAGGAGAAGGAAAAGAUGAACGCGGAGAUCGACGUGCUGACGCAGAAGCUCACCCAGCUACAGAGACAGCUGGGACUGCAGCAAGGCUCGAAGCCGAGCACAAGUUCGGGAACGACCGAGAAGUCGACGACGGAACCGCCCACCGCCAACAUCAAACCAAUGGCCGGUCAUUCUACUAACACACAGACGCAGUCUGUGCCUAUACAACCGUGGAGAAACGCAGGUGAGACUCCACUGGCCAGCAUUAGGCCCAUGUCCGCGCAGCUGCGGACGGUGGCGGUACUGCCGACCAGUCAGAGUCCGAGCGCUGUGAUGGUCCCGCCCCAGCAACAGGUGCACACGACCGGAUCCUCCAAUAGCAUAGAGGCGUUGUCGAGCAGCCCUACCAGUUCGCACACAGACUAUGUCCCAGCCACCAGUUCGGCCAGCUCGGCUAUGCUAGGUCCCAGACAGGUGGCAGUCCCGCCCUCGCAAUCCUCACAGGACGCUGAGGACGAGGAGGGAGGGGCACAGGUGCACACCGCGCCACAACAGCAAGCUGUUGCACUGGUCUUGCCCAGGAUUGAGCCGCCUUCCGGUAGCAGCAGUAGUAGCAGCAGUAGCAGCACAGGUCCGACCCAGGAACAGGGUACGAGCAGUAGCAGCAACACUGUUACCACGUCGCAGGUCGGUCACAAGAGGCAACGAGACGCUGACACAGAGUCGUGCCAGGCAGAUGAUCAGGGAAAGACCAUGCAACAGUGCAAGAGGUCGAGGUUGCAGCAAACCGGUACAGUGAGUGACAGUGUCUUGGAAGUAGAAUAUCAAGUACCGACCAGUAGCCAAAGAGACCAUGAGGACGACAAUGUGAUAGUGCUAGAGAGUGAUGAAGACGGCGGUCCCGAUGAAGGUGAGGGCGCUGAUGAUGAGCCUGAUGACCCUGAUACAGAAGGUUAUGAUAUCGAAGCAAUGGAACAGGAUAAUUAUGAAGAGGCGGAUUGUCCCGAGGAGGAGGAAGAGGAAGCUGGAAAUGAGGUUGAGGUAAUCGACGAUUCCAGCGAGGUGCCAAACCAAAGCGAGAGCUCUGCGGUCGAGGGGGGUCAGUCACAGGAAGAGAACGCUGAGCAACCUCAAUCGGAAGCAAUCAGCAGUGGAACAGAUGGUACGUCUACGUCUAGUGGAGUCACAAUCUCCCAGGCUUCCCCGUCAGUCCCCUCCGCCACAAUGUCCAUGUUCUCGAGGAGCAGCCGGCCAAUACCAUCUCUGGCACGCCCACAACAGUCGCACCUCCUACUCCCGCACCUGGAAGAGGCGGGCGACGAUAGCAUAGUCCCCUCCACUCCAACUCUCUUUGUGCCAAGACGCUCGGACGCCUUUGGGGAGGCGGUCAGCUCGCCACACGUGCCAAGCGGCCGAUUUAUUUUCAGCGACUCCGCACCCCCCUCCACCUCCGGUUCGAUUGGAGCGGUCCCCGAACAGACCCUUGAAGUGAUCGGAUCGGACGAGAAUAGCACUGGACGCAGCGUACCCAGCACACCGUUGCAGUCUUCGCCCCAGGAGGCUAUUCCUGCUGUCGACGAACAGCCUGCUGGGCCGAGUAGCCAGCCAGACGAUUUGCCAACGAUUACGAUCAGUGAGGCUGAAGAUACUGAACAGGUAACCGAUGGAGGUGCAGGUGAUAUGGGACCGCCGGCAGUUGCCGGUACUUCUUCUGAGGGUAUGCCGUCUGAGGAACAACCUGAAGAAAUGAUGGAAGCUGAUGAUGAGAUUAGUUCAGAAGGUGAAAAACCACCAACCAAUGAAGAAGGAGAAGAGGAAGGCAGGGAGGCUGAAGCGUCGCCAAGUACAAACGGUCGCUCAAGAAAUACUCGUGGCAUGGCGGUGGCUAGAAGACAGAAUAGAAAUAUGGGCAACAGAGGCUAUCAGAGGAGCGGUCCAACACCUAUUGUAUGGGGUGGACCUAGACAAGGAAGUCCUAAUCAGUCAGGCAGGUUACAGGGUCAUCCACCACCAAAUUUCAACCGUAUGGCGAGGAGAUCUGGCGGAAGACCACAAUUCCGAAGGUUUUGAAGAGGAUGAUAUUUAUUGUAGCUAGUGACCAUUCCAAAUAUUAUGAUGUCUGUAUUCCUUUCCGUACACGCAAUGAGUUAUACAUUUUCAUUUCAGUUAAUUAUUUAUCCCCAUAAUUGUGAAUAGUAGAAAAAUUUGAGUAUGUACUUGUCAUCACGUUCAUACUGACGUUGCGUUAGGAUUACCUUUGAUUUUUGACAUUGAAUCUCAAAUUAAAGGGUAUAAAUGUAUGUGUAGUUUUGUUUAUAUAAUAUAAAUUUCUGACGAUAA
This is a messenger RNA of Harmonia axyridis, 7383 nucleotides long. RefSeq names its product nucleoprotein TPR (gene Mgtor). The transcript is spliced from 15 exons. NCBI's taxonomy places the organism in Eukaryota, Metazoa, Arthropoda, Insecta, Coleoptera, Coccinellidae. The coding region runs from base 169 to 7113 and encodes 2314 amino acids. Gene Ontology annotation, cellular component: nuclear pore. Gene Ontology annotation, biological process: protein import into nucleus; mRNA export from nucleus. Gene Ontology annotation, molecular function: structural constituent of nuclear pore. The record is from RefSeq and is a predicted model, not a curated record.